Molecule: messenger RNA, 2394 nt
Organism: Didymella exigua CBS 183.55
Lineage: Eukaryota; Fungi; Ascomycota; Dothideomycetes; Pleosporales; Didymellaceae
Exons: 2
Coding region: 1-2394 (797 amino acids)
Cellular component (GO): membrane; mitochondrion
Molecular function (GO): D-arabinono-1,4-lactone oxidase activity; FAD binding
Source: RefSeq, a predicted model, not a curated record
AUGGAUACCAAGCUUCGCGCGAGAGAUCUUGGUCACUCCAGCUGGCGUCCUGCUGAGGUAGUGAAGCUGCCUUCCGAUGGAGGUUGUGAACGCCUUCAGCACUACGAACAGCUCCUCGGUCUGCUCAUAGGCGUUCUUGAUAUCAAGACAGAUGCUACCAAGGCAACGUUUGCGAUGAGACCCUGGAAGUACAAGAUCGAGGGCAGAUUGGAUCUUACUCUGGGGAGAUCACUUAGCAAGGCUCGGUCUGAGCUCCACUUUCACCGCCGCCCCUCCAGAUCUCAUCGUAAAGCUCCUGAGCAAGUCUCACGAUGUGGCAGGUCUGACCUGAGUAGUUAUAGGAAGACUGCCCAACAAGAGCUCACGGCAGCUGCCGACUUCUACCGUCACGUCUGCCGCAGGACCGGCGACACCAGCAAGCGAGACAUCGUCAACGUCAUUCCCACGCCUACAUUCGCGCAUCUUGCCGCGCAUACCGUGCACGCCCGCGCACCACCGAAGACAUCUACCAAGAUGGCGUCCCCGCCGAUAAACACGCUCACGAUGCCGCCGCGCUUCAACGUCGAACUUGAUCGUACCGAUGCCGGCGUGCCCUUCCGCGCGUCGCAGUCGCACAUCCACCACACAUGGGCGCGCACCUUCCACGCUCGACCGGAGCUGUACAUCCGGCCCCAGUCGCUGGAGGAGAUCCAGAAGGUCGUCACCCUUGCCCGUCGCAUGCGCCGCCGCGUCGUCACGGUCGGAUGCGGACAUUCGCCGUCAGACCUCACCUGUACGUCGGCAUGGAUGGUCAACCUCGACGACUACAAGGAAGUGUUGAAGGUGGACAAGGAGCGCAAUACCAUGACGGUACAAGCCGGUAUCCGCAUGCACAGCCUGAACGAGCAGGCGAAGGAGCACGGCCUCACCAUGCCGAACUUAGGCAGCAUCGAUGUGCAGAGUCUCGCAGGCGCAAUCGCCACAGCGACACACGGCAGCUCUAUGCAGCACGGCCUGCUGUCUGACAGCGUGCGUAGUCUGCGCAUUGUCCUUGCGAACGGCCAGGCGGUGCGCUGCUCUGCCACACAGUCGCCGGAUCUGUUCCGCGCAGCACUCGUCUCGCUUGGUGGCAUUGGUAUCAUCGUGGAGAUUGAAUUCGAACUGGUCCCGCAGACGGAUAUUGAGUGGGUCCAGACCAUUCGUCCCAUCGAAGACGUACUCACAGACUGGAACAACGGCCUCUGGACUUCGAAUGAGUUUGUACGCGUGUGGUGGCUGCCUUACAUGAAGCGUGCCAUUGUCUGGCGCGCCUCGACUACGAAAAAGGAACACGUCAAACCCCAAUACAACUGGUACGGCGGCAGCGUCGGCUUCCACACCUACCACAUCCUGCUCUGGAUCAGUCAAUACGUCCCUCGCUUUCUGCCAUGGGUAGAGUGGUUUGUCUUCGGCAUGCAAUACGGCUUCAAAGACGGCGCCAUCAUUUCCGCAGUCGAAGAACAACGCAACGGUCUUCUCAUGAAUUGCCUGUACUCACAGUUCGUCAACGAAUGGUCUAUUCCCCUUCAGCACGGCCCCGAAGCCCUCACACGGCUCACAAACUGGCUGCACGGCGACGAAGUCUCUUCCGGCAUCCCCUUCACCUCCAAGGGCCUGUACGUGCACUCACCCAUCGAAGUCCGCGUCGCCAACACCACCAAACGCACCUCCCCGCGCCCCUUCCUCGACACCACCUGCGAAGACUCACCCAGCCUGUACCUGAAUGCCACGCUCUACCGUCCCUACAACCAAGAUCCGCCCUGCCGCGAGCGCUACUACCAAGCCUUCGAGCACCUGAUGAAAGAAUACAACGGUCGCCCCCACUGGGCCAAGAACUUCCAGUCCGUCGACCACACCUACCUCUCGCAAGCGUAUGGUAACGAUCUGAGCGAGUGGACCCGUAUCCGCAAUGAAGUUGAUCCCGAGGGCAUGUUUCUUGGCGCGUGGCACCGCCGCACAUUACUGCCGAGUAAGACAGAGAUGCCUCUCUUCCCGCUCGAGGAGAAGGAGGUUGUGCGCCGCGACCGUCGCACCGGUGGUCAGGACUGGAUUGGCGAGCAGGCGCGAUGGUGGGACGGAGGAGUCGACGUUUUUGAGAAGAUGAACCCUGAUUCUGAGGACCACAGUGAAAGCGGCGAGUCGUUUGAUUUGAUGGCUGGUGCUGAGGCGGAGAGCUCGGUGCUGCUGGAGAGUCUGAGGGAUGAGAUGACGGAGACGGAGAUCCAUGAAAGGAGCAGUUAUACCGAGACGACUACUCUGCUCGAGAGCAUGGGUGAGUUCGUGCGCAAGGGUGAGAGCUUGACAGAAGAGAAGCAAGAGGUUGAACACUUCGUGAAAGAAGGCGAUGAUGGGAGUGGCAACUUCAACAAGAUGUGA